AUGCUGAGUGUGGAGAUGUUUCCCAGUCUGUCCUUGGGGCCUCCGAGAAUGGGCGACUGCUUCUACAGAGACAGAGAAGUGGCCCCGCACAGGCCACUGUUUCCCGCUCCCUGUGACAUGGCCGCGAGGGCCCUCCCCUCGAGGCUGAUGGCUCCGCCCCCGGUCCCUGGCGAGCCAACCAGCAAAGCCCAAGAGGAGGUGAAGAUGGAGCUGGAGAAUGUGUCGUUAUGGAAACAGUUCAGCGCCGUCGGCACGGAGAUGAUCAUCACCAAGAAGGGACGGCGGAUGUUUCCCGGACUGAGGGUUCGGCUGUCGGGUCUGAACCAGUCUCUGCGCUACAUCCUCCUGCUGGACAUCAUCCCCGUGGACAACUCCCGCUACCGUUUCCACAACGACGCCUGGCAGGCCGUGGGCGGGGCCGAGGCCCGGCUCCCGGACCGGGUCUUCAUCCACCCAGACUCGCCGGCCACUGGCGCCCACUGGCAGAGCCGUGCGGUCUCCUUCCACCGAGCCAAGCUCACCAACAACACACUGGACGCCCACGGACAUAUCAUCCUCCACUCUCUGCACCGGUACCAACCCAGGGUCCAUGUGAUCGAGGCCCGGGACGUGUUGAGGUGGGGGGGCGGGCAGCACUCCUUCACCUUUUCCGAGACCCUGUUCCUCACCGUUACUGCCUACCAGAACUCCAGGAUCACACAGUUGAAGAUAAAUUCCAAUCCCUUUGCUAAAGGAUUCAGAGAAGAUGGCAUGAACUGCAAAAAACAGCGAGAUGCCCGUCAGAAGCGUAAGAUGUCCGAGACGACGCCGGAGACCCGAGACAUCGUGAGCUGCGACCCGUGUGACCCCUCUGAGCUCCUGCCCCAGACCGCCACUGCCGACCCCAGCCCCGCGGACCUGCAGGCCCUGGUCCUCGACUCCCUCCCCUCUUGCUUGUACCGAGCGGAGGACGCGCCCUACCGGGACCCUCGGGUCCCCGGGGAGCCGCUGGACCCGGAGCAGGCGUUCAUGACAUCCCAGAUGUCCGACAUCGCUGUCGACCUGGCCGACGGGAUGCAGGAUGUGCCGGGCAGUGAAAUGGCCAGCAGUUUGAUUGACAGGUCUGAUCACCUGAGUCUUCAGCCAUUCACCGCCUUCUCUACUGCUCCUCUUCCUCACUCUUCACCCUCCUUUCACCCCAUCCUAUCCUCCUCCUCUUCGCUACAGCAAAACCCCUCCCCCUUUCUCGCCGUGACCCCGCCUCCCUCCUCCCCCUCCUCCUCCUCUGCCUGUUCGUCGGAACCGCUGUCGGCCCGCCCGCUGCUGGCUCCACCCAGCGAGGAUAAUUCUCCUCUGGUUCAGAGCGCCACUGUGUUCUCCUUCCCCGCAGACCCAGACCCAAACCAGCUAUCGUCUCAGUCUCUGCCUGACCAAAACCAGCCUGGGCAUCUCAACCAGACGAUUCUGAACCAAUCUGGUACCUCUGGGCCAUGCUCCCUGUCCUCCCUUGGUGGUUAUAUGCCUCCUCUUCUCUCCUCUCUCCUUCCUCCAGCUCAGAAUCCAUCUUUUUCGGAUGUGAGCCCCGGCUCAGGCCACCCUGUCCUGCCUGUCAGUCAAGCUCAGGCCCCACCCAUCGCCCCGCCCCCUCCUCCCUCAUCUUUUAUCCAUCAAUCAUCCUCCUUUCCUCUUCCGUCCUACCAAUCCUGCAUCUCCUCUCACCUCCCUCCCCCCCCACUCCCUCAGACUCUGACCACUACCACCUCCUCCUCCUCCUCCUCGUACUCCUCUUUUGCUCCUGAAGUAAGCGCCAUGUCGCAAUUUAACCCGGGCACCCCCUACCUUCCAGAGGUGGUACUGCACCACACCUCUCUUCUUCCCCAGCUUGAGCAAUCUCUCCCCCCCACCCUCUACCCCGCCUUUCCCUCCUACCCCCUCCAGCUGUGCCAAGACCCCCGUGCGCCCCUCCCCAUUUCACUCAGGCAUCUGUACAGGCAGACCCAGCAUGGCCAUCCCCACGCGCAGGGGUCCUACCUGGACAUGACCAGCAGAGUCGUAUUCUGA
Messenger RNA from Lampris incognitus (smalleye Pacific opah), 2040 nucleotides. It is a transcript of the gene tbx6, whose product is annotated as T-box transcription factor 6. The record is from RefSeq and is a predicted model, not a curated record. Gene Ontology annotation, molecular function: DNA-binding transcription factor activity, RNA polymerase II-specific; RNA polymerase II cis-regulatory region sequence-specific DNA binding. The transcript has 8 exons. Gene Ontology annotation, biological process: heart looping; cell fate specification; regulation of transcription by RNA polymerase II. NCBI's taxonomy places the organism in Eukaryota, Metazoa, Chordata, Actinopteri, Lampriformes, Lampridae. Gene Ontology annotation, cellular component: nucleus. The coding region runs from base 1 to 2040 and encodes 679 amino acids.